Molecule: messenger RNA, 5124 nt
Organism: Chlorocebus sabaeus (green monkey)
Lineage: Eukaryota; Metazoa; Chordata; Mammalia; Primates; Cercopithecidae
Gene: DOK6
Product: docking protein 6
Biological process (GO): cell surface receptor protein tyrosine kinase signaling pathway
Cellular component (GO): cytoplasm
Source: RefSeq, a predicted model, not a curated record
CCGCCGAGCGAGGCGCCAGCCCGUGGGUGCUGCCGGGGGCGGCGGCGCGGUGGGGGCGCCCGCAGCUGGCGGCGGCGCGGGCCGCGGCGCGGGGCUCGCGGCGGGGGGCGAAGGUGAGCGCCGGAACGCGGAGGGCUGGUGCGGCUCACGGCGCCGGGCCCCGUUCCCCGUCCGCGGCGGCCCUGCAGGCGACCCCGCGUCCCCACCGGCGGGAGCUCGGGGAGGAGCGGGCGGCGGCGCUGCUGCUGGCGGCGGCCGGCUGGAUGCGAGACCCGCGCAGACCCGGCGGCGGACGGCGGCUCUCGACUCUGGAGAGCGGCUCGCGGAGCGCAGGAGCCGGAUCGCGCUGGCCAUGGCCUCCAACUUUAACGACAUAGUCAAGCAGGGCUACGUGAAAAUCCGCAGCAGGAAGCUAGGGAUUUUCAGACGAUGCUGGUUGGUUUUCAAGAAGGCUUCUAGCAAAGGACCCAGAAGGUUAGAAAAAUUUCCAGAUGAAAAGGCAGCUUAUUUCAGAAACUUUCAUAAGGUAACUGAACUGCACAAUAUCAAAAAUAUAACCAGACUGCCCCGAGAGACAAAGAAGCAUGCAGUGGCAAUUAUCUUUCACGAUGAAACGUCGAAGACAUUUGCCUGUGAGUCAGAGCUGGAGGCCGAGGAGUGGUGCAAGCACCUCUGCAUGGAGUGUCUGGGGACCAGGCUCAAUGACAUCAGCCUUGGGGAGCCGGACCUUCUGGCAGCAGGAGUCCAGCGGGAACAGAAUGAGCGAUUCAAUGUGUAUCUUAUGCCUACGCCAAAUCUGGAUAUUUAUGGUGAAUGCACAAUGCAGAUCACUCAUGAAAAUAUCUAUCUCUGGGAUAUCCACAAUGCCAAGGUCAAACUGGUGAUGUGGCCUCUCAGCUCACUGAGGAGAUAUGGUCGGGACUCAACGUGGUUCACAUUUGAGUCAGGAAGAAUGUGUGACACAGGAGAAGGACUAUUCACUUUUCAAACGAGGGAAGGAGAAAUGAUCUAUCAGAAGGUCCAUUCUGCAACAUUGGCCAUAGCUGAGCAACAUGAAAGAUUAAUGCUAGAAAUGGAGCAGAAGGCCCGGCUUCAGACAAGCUUGACUGAACCAAUGACAUUAUCCAAAUCAAUAUCUCUUCCUCGCAGCGCGUACUGGCAUCACAUCACUCGUCAGAACAGCGUUGGUGAGAUCUACAGUUUGCAAGGUCAUGGGUUUGGUUCGUCAAAGAUGUCUCGUGCACAGACAUUUCCCAGCUACGCCCCAGAACAGAGUGAAGAGGCCCAGCAGCCGUUGUCGCGGUCCAGCAGCUAUGGCUUCAGCUACAGCUCCAGCCUCAUCCAAUGACACACAGAGAGCCGCUGCUGACUAGAGAGACAGUCUGUCCUGGACCCGUCUGUGGGGUCAUUGCACCCUCUGCCUCCUGGAAGACCGAUUGCAGUACAAAUUGAAAUGGGUCUGCUCUAGCCCCAGUUCCAUUGGAAGGUUAAAAACUGGAGUUCUGCUUCCUUGAUUCAGUGGCUAAGUCCUUUAUUUAUUGAAUUUCUUUGGGGGAAUCUAUGUUUUACAUGAAUAGAAUCCAAAUCGUAUGAACAGUUAUUUAAAUAAACAAAACUCUUUGGGUCUGACAGUAGCAGAAGCCUCAGCACUGGGAAGAGUUGCCCACGUUGGGGUAUGCCUGGGUGGCGGGCACCUCUCAUCUCACAGCGCAGUCCUCCCAUCUGAGCACAGGGUCUGUCCUUAGACAUAGUGGUGACCCUCCACAAGCUCUGUGGCUUUUAAAGUUUUGACAGGGACAAAUACAGUAAGCUCUACAAAUGACAUCAUAGCUGCAUAUAAAUAAACCCAGUGACAAUUAAAGGAACAUGAAAUUCAGAACACACUAUUAAGCAGGGCCCUGUAGCUCUACUCGUGUGUGUGUGCGUGUGUGUGUGUGUGUGUGUAGACAAAUAUGGAUAUUGCUGUAUCCAUCUAUAUAUAACAAGUAUAUAUCAAACAUGUGCUGAGGGUGACAGGAUAUGCUCACUUAAAUUGUUGAAAACCAUAAUUCGGUGCAUUAAAAUUAAGAUUGUUAUGUUGAAUAGCUAUUUUAAAAAUAGUGCUGCAAAAAAAAAAAAAAGGCUUCUUAUUAGCAAAAGUAUAUGUAAUCCAGUCUGUUCCCAUGACAAGUGUAAGCAAAAAUGUGAGAAGGGGAACAUUCGGAAGCAAAAGAACUAGUCUAGCUGUCCGACACGUCAUGUCAUACACUGUCUUUCUGGUGAGUGUUUCCUUGUUGUUGACAAUGUUACUCCCUUUGGCCAUCCACCUGAGCUAUGUGAGGUUUCCGUGUGAAUACUGAUCAGCUUCCAUUUAACCUUGAGAGAAAAGAGAGGUUCUAAAUGAAAAACUCUUUAGGAAAGAAAUAAUACACCUAAAAAGAACUCAGCUAUUUUGCAAUAAAGAGAAGAACAAAAUGGGCACAGGAUUGUGGAUACCAAUAUUUAAAAUGUCAUAGAUGCUGUUCUCAGAAAACCACUGGGGGCCUAUUAUUUACUGUGUAACCAGAACUUGCAGGGCUUUAUUUUUUCUUUUACUGGACACAGGUUGUCUGAGAUUAUAAGAAAUAAAAUGGAUCAAAUAUAAUUUUCAUCAUCCCUGACACUGAUUACAAACCUUACAGUGUUUAAAGGGAGGUAGUGAUUUCCACGGAAACUGAAAGAGUUUGGCUAAUUCAGGUCAACAAAGAUAUAUUUGCCCUUAAUUUUGGAGUUAACUCAAGUAAAAAUAAAAAUUAUCCUGCCUGAAUCAUCUGAUGCUUUGUGCCUAAGAUGGUUAUCUCUCAAAUACUCUAGGGCGGGUUUAAAGAACAGUGAACUCAGGUCACGCAAGAUGAAAACCCAGCUUUUUUUUUUUUUUUUUUUUUCUUAAUAGGAAAAAUUUUUAAACUAUCCAAAUUAGUCUGUUGAAAGGGUGCCUUUUUUGCUGAUCUCUGAUGAGUGGUCUUUUCAUCCCUAUCCAUAGCUUGACUGCAAACUGACAAUUCAUUUCAGUGAAUUACUACCAAAUAAAAGUGGUUCCGGAUCCCUCCUAGAUAAAUGUGCACUUACAGCAACUACCUACGCUCUCCAAAUCACUCCACUAGGUAUGAAAACCCCAUCAAGAUACUAAUCAUAAGAGUUAAUGUGGCUGCAAAAAAUAAUUAUCCUAAGCUUUCAGGGAUAAAAAGAAAAUUACCCAAGUUCUCUGCACUGUGAGUUUUGCUGACACAGCAGAGGAGCAGAUGACUGGUUCCUACAACUGUACAGCCUUCCUUGAAAUCACAGCUUUUGGGGUUAAACACUUGUGAAUUUCUUUUGCACAUGGUAUUUGCUUUUGAAAUGUCUUUAGUCAAAUACACCAGAGCAACUCCCAGCUGAGAACAUUUGAGCACAGUUCCUAGUGGGGCCACAUUCAGAGCGAGCCUCUCGCCGGCUCACUCAGUUGAGCUGUUGCUUAGACACCACAAGUUUCUACACGGGACUUAUGGGGAACGGCCCUCAGGGGUCCUGGUUCACAUCUCAGCUUUAUUCAUGUGCUGGAAGCACAAACAGCGAGUCCAGGGAGGGAUUCUGCUAAUUAGAAGAGUCUGCUCUUGCAUCUGUUUCUUAGGGGACAAAUACCUGCAUGUAAUUGCUUUCAAGAACUCCAUUUGAUUCUGAUCAUUACCAAUGACUAUAACUGAAGGAGCACCAAAGAUCAGGCAUAACCUUGGUCCAGUUCAUUCUGAAAAUGAUGUCGUAAAAAAAGAGGGUGUGAGAGAAAUCUGCUUUGCAAGUUUUUAACCAGAUCUCAUCACAAUGAGAGUAAUGCUGUAAUCUAUCUCAUGGCACAUUCUUGGAGCUUAAUUCUAGCAUACUCCUCCAAGUACACUCACACUUGUAGCUGAGUCAAGACUGCUAAAUGAACAGAUAGGAGAACUUAUAUUAUCCUAAUAUACUUGACAUGAAGCAGUGUUCAUUGUAAUAAAAAUGACAAACAGAUAAAUCUUCUACCAAAACCAAAGAUGGAAAGUCACUGUAUCAGUCUCCUGGAACUUCAUAAAAUCAAUUUCACUGGAGCAACCAGAAGGGUCAUGGAUAUGUACACCACUCGCUUGAGCUCAUAGGUUUUUGACUGGGGAUGCCUCUACACUUUGUAAGUCAUUUCUCCCUUCAAAAGUUGUAUGAUAUCUUUAAUAUAUGUGUCUUUUUCAAUGUGAGGGAGGAAUUACUAUGAACCAAAGAUACCUUUUGGCUCCUUCUGAAAGUGACUCAGUUUGAAUUCCAUUCAGAUUUGUACAGAUAAAUAGAUGGUCACCAUUUCUGCAUCAGGUUGGAAGAGACCAAUGUUAAAGGAACCUAGUGUAAGGAAUAGCAGUUGUGAAAACAGACAAAGCCUAGAGGAGGUAUCCAUUUCACUGAAAGAUUACAUGAGGGGACUUAUUUUUUAUGUUCCCAAUUUUUUCUUCUGAUAAUAUGAAUUAAUGUACACAUGAUUGACACAUGACAUUACACUUAAAAUGCAGGAAAGUACAAAACAACUUUGAUCCAAUAGUUUCCCAUUCUGGGGGGUGGGGGCAGAGGUGGAAAAGCAAACACAUCUUUCACUUAUGUAUUGAACAAACAAGCACUCAGAACUAAUUUAUUUAUGCAAGUAGCAAAUAUGUAUGAAUCAAUAGGUUCUGGCCACUGCCACAAUUUGAAAUCAAUAAAAUAAGAAAUAUAUAUUUAUAGUUGAGGGAAGAUGCUGUUUGAUAGAGCAUGUGAAAUCGAUGGAAACAUGUUUAUAAAACAUAAACCUCACCUUUUUCACCAAAUAGAACCUAGAGAACUAGUCCUAGUAUCUUGCACAAUUCUUCUCUGUCUUCAUUGGGAAAUUAGGUUUGAAAAUCUUUCAUCACCUAUAAAAGGGUGAACCUCUUACACCGUCUAUUCAGUAUAGAAACAGUGGACUGAUAAAUAACUUUACAUUGUUAGUAGUAGUUUCUACAGAUCCAGUUUAUUGCAUGUCAUAUCUUUAUUGUAGAUAUUAAAAACACAUCAUAAAAAUUGAUGUGUGUCCCUCCUAGUUUGGCCAGUAUCUCAGAAAACUUUGUUAAAAAAAAAAAGCAUGGGGACUCUACUCCC